AUGGAAUCCGAGCGGCGAGAGCGGGCAUACCGCUUUGUCGCCUACUCGGCUGUCAGUUUUUCAUUGGUAGCCAUCGUAGCUGUAUUCAUAACUCUACCUAUGGUUAACAAUUACAUUAACUCUGUCCAUCUUCGAGUUCAAACCGAAAUGGAAUUCUGCAAGCUUUCGGCUCGGGACGUCAUGAUGGAGAUGACUGAAUUCCGAUCUGUAUCCAGAUCAGCUGUUCCAAGCUUCUUGAAACAAAAUAAUAGCACUCAAAGACAAAAAAGACAGGCUGGAGGUUGCCAAGGAUGCUGCCUACCAGGAUUACCUGGACCAGACGGACCACCAGGAAAGAAUGGAAUACCAGGUAGACCAGGAGCUCCCGGAGCCCCAGGAUUCCCAGGAAGACCACCAGCAGUCUGCGAAGAAGUUACAGCCCCACCAUGCGUUCCAUGCCCACCAGGAGAGCCCGGUCCAUCCGGUCCAAUGGGAGACUCAGGAUCUCCUGGACAACCAGGACAUCCAGGAAGAAACGGUAAUGACGGACCACCAGGACCUCAAGGACCACCAGGACCACCAGGUUCCGGAGGAGACUUAGGAAGACCAGGACCAAGAGGAGAACAAGGAAGACCAGCGUUCUCAACACCAGCUAUCCCAGGAGAUCCAGGAACUCCAGGAGAGCCAGGACCACCAGGAUUACCAGGAGACCCAGGACAAGAAGGACGAUCUGGAGCUGAUGGACAACCAGGACCACAAGGACCACCAGGACCACCAGGCACAAUGGGACAACCUGGAGAAGUUGGACAAUCAGGACAAGCCGGUCAACCAGGACCCCAAGGAGAAAGAGGAAUUUGCCCCAAGUAUUGCGCUCUCGAUGGAGGAAUUUUCUUCGAAGAUGGUACUCGUCGUUAA
Auanema sp. JU1783 is the source of this 894-nucleotide messenger RNA. NCBI's taxonomy places the organism in Eukaryota, Metazoa, Nematoda, Chromadorea, Rhabditida, Rhabditidae. The record is from the annotation of a GenBank genome assembly.